UACGCGCCGUAGCUGCCAGUGAACAUGGCGGAUGAAAACGUAGAAACGGAGCUCGAUUGGAGCGGCCAGGCCAGCCUGCUCGACGAGGAAACAUUUUUCGCAAUGGAGGGCUUGCAGGCCACCCUUCAGCAACACGAGGCCGAGCUUCGGCAGCAAGAUAUUUCCGAAGAAUCGUCCACGGAGUAUUGCAAUAACUUCUGCCAGGCUCUAAUGCACUAUGCUGGGAGCAGAAAUUCAGUGGAACAUGGAUUGCCUCUGUUGGAAGUCUACUGUCUAUCCAUAAACUGUUUUGCAGCUGCCAGGCCACAUCUCACAGCUGACUCCCCAAAUGUUGCCCUUGUGCUCAAAAGACUAGCAUUGAGCUGCCUUGAAUUGUUGUUGUCAGUGCCUCAUAAUGAAAUACCUUAUGAAGCCUGGCUGCAGUUUCAUGGUUCAGUUCAGGCGGCCCAUGAGGCCAUGCUGGAGUAUGGCAGUACAGAUUUGCAGGCCCUGCUGAACAUAACAGGAGAGGGUGGAGCAUGGAAUAACCCUGUCCUGGUCUCUCUUCUUACCGGCCAGCCAACAGAACCUGAUGCGGUAAAUGCCUAUCUUGCUUUGGAGGGAGAGGGUUUCAUGGAAAUGAGGAUCAAACACCUGGAGAAAGUAGGGGAGGUAGAGAAAGCCCUGAUCCUCAACAAAGCCUGUGCUAACUGUAGCCUCAUGCCCAACCAGUCCACCUUUCGGCAAACCUUUGUCACCCAACUGUGCCAACAGCUCCCUAGUGAGGAAGCAAUUAUAGAGAUUUCUAGAAUAGAUGGGAAAGAUGUCCUGGACAUUAUUUGCAACAUGGACACUGAAGGAGAUGAGAACACAGCCUUGAUCUUGUGCACCACCUAUUUGACACAACAGCUACAGCAAGAGAGCUUGUGUUGCACCUGGGAGUUAAUCCUUCUUUGGAGUAAACUACAGAGAAGAAUUGAUGUGUCCCUUGAAUCAUUUCUUGAACGGUGCCUGCAGUUUGGCGCUAUUGCCAAGAAUAUCUACCAUCUCCUUUUCCUCAUUCGUGUCAUUCAGACAGAGACAAUGCACCUUGGCCUAGGAGUAUCAGUUGAACUUUGUGUGAAGGCUCUUCGGCUUCCAAAGCAAGAAGAUGUUGGCUCUAAAACAAUGGUCUGCAAGACUGUUGCCUGUCUCCUUUCUGAGGAUCUGGAGAUGAUACGGGCCUGCCAGCUCACAGAAUUUCUUUUAAGCCCUGCUCAGGAGGCCUUUGAUGUCCUCGAGGUCCUCUACACACGUCCUGAUCAAAAAUAUGAUGAGGAAAAUGCCAUUAUUCCAAAUUCCCUGCGCUGCGAACUUCUACUUGCUCUGAAAGCACACUGGCCAUUUGACCCUGAAUUCUGGGACUGGAAAACAUUGAAAAGGCACUGCAUUAGAUUAUUGGGGCUGGAACAGGAGGAAGAAGUGGAGGAUGAAGCAUCACCCGAGGAGCUGUAUAAUCUAGAAACCGUUUUGAAUGAAAAGGCAGAGGAGGAGGAGAGUGAUAAGUGUGAUUACAAUGGAUUUAGCAGCAAUGAACAAGAGCAGACAGUGGAGAAAACGGAUACAAUAAAGCAACAAAAAGUCUCAAAGAAAAAAGCACAAGUUCUUAAAUGCCAGAAGUACAAGUUUCUCUGCAAGAUAUGCCAUAAAGAAGUGGUUGAGUCAAGAAUCUGUCACCACACCAAAAAGCAUAUGGAGAAUGGUGUGUGGAGGUGUCCGAUAUGUCUGCAAGAGUUCAAAAGUAGGAAGGAGUUUGUGCCACACUCCAAAAAACACAUUCAGAUGCCUACAAAGGUCUGUCCAUGGAAAAAUAAAGUGAAGAAUGUGGACCCGAAAAAUUAUUUUGAGGAGGGUUUCGAUGACCUAGAACCUGGUCAAAUUCCUUUAGAUCCUUCCCUUGCUAUGUACUAUCAGUCCACCCAUGACCCUGUUGUAUUGGAACAUAUUUUAGAGCAAGCAGCCAAUGUGCCUAAAAAGCAAGAAGAAAAUGACUAUAUCACAUUUGACUACAUCAACAAAUACUUCAAAUUACAGGAUCGUGAUGUUUACCAAUGUCCAGCCACUGGCUGCUCAAAGAAUUUCAAACUUUUCAAGUACAUGGGUAUACACAUAAAAAAUGAUCAUGAUAAUGAAGACCCCAACGUGAAACAUUAUCUAGAGAUGAAAGACCGCCGGGAGAAAUGCACUUUCUGCCGGAAAACCUUUAUGACUACCUUCCACCAUCACAAGCACCGCCCGGUCCAUUAUGGAGAUCAUCCUUUCAUGUGUGUGAUCACCGGAUGUGGCGCUUGUUUUAACACCACCAAUGAACUCUUUGCUCAUAAACAUAGUCAUGGGUAUCGUUUGUCCUACAGCUGUGAUUUGAAAGGCUGCAGUUUUACCUACUGUGACCUGGGGCAGCUCUACCACCAUGAGGCACAGCACUUCCGCGAUGCUGCUUACACAUGCACUGGUCCAGGUUGCAAGCAAUUUUUCUACUCACGCAGAGAAUUUCUAAAGCACUUGGCCACCCAUAACAUCACUUUCACAGAGGAAGACUUUGAGAGGCAGAGAAAAAUUAAAAGGAAACUUUUGAUUUCAAAUGUAAGAGAUGUUAUGGGCUCUGGGUUAAAGGUGGAAUUAGAGAACGUCCAAAUAAGUGGUUCAAGUUCAUCAUCUCCGCUCUCGGAAUGCAAAGAAUCUAAGGCUUCAUUGACACAUGUUGCUGUUUGCUUUGAUGGCAAGAAAUUUACCUGUGGCCUAAAAAAGUGUGGGAGGACUUUCACUACCACCAGAGAUCUUCAGAAGCACUUGAAAAUUGCCCAUGCAGAUGAAUUUAAUGAGGAAGAACAAUUAUGGAAAAAAGGACAACCAAAGAAUUUUAAGACUCCAGGCAUUGCGUUGCAUAAACGUGGCCAGGAUAAUGGGUCAUCAACAGAUGAAUCUACUGAAGAAAAUGCUCUUUCACCUGGUGGUGAUUCUGUAGAUUGUGACACAACCCAUUCAGACAUGGAACUCAGUGCAACAGUAACUGAGAUCAUGCUUGGAUUGAGUCAACUAACCCUUAAUUCCCAAAGUGCCAGCAAUGGUAGGUGGAACGCACAGAGAUCUGUUUCAGGAUCUAACACUUCAGUGGUCACUUGCCCCCCUACCUUGAAUGCAAGAUCACCAGCCAAAGCAACAACAAACAACAAAAUUGAGCUGAGAACUCCUGUGGAAGGUAGUGAUUCAAAGAGACUUGCCAAAGCAACAACAAGCAACAAAACUGAGCUAAGAUCUCCUGUAGAAGGCAGUGAUUCAAAUAGACCCACCAAAGAAACAACAAACAACAAAAUUGAGCUGAGAACCCCUGUGGAAGGUAGUGAUUCAAAGAGACUUGCCAAAGCAACAACAAGCAACAAAACUGAGCUAAGAUCUCCUGUAGAAUGUAGUGAUUCAAAGAGACUAACCAGCAAGAUCGAAUCACCACAAACACCUGAUAAUAUUAAGGAAUCUGUCUUGGAGAAGGCUGAACCACAAAGUGAGAUCCUUGUGCAUCCCCAAACCCAGCCUUACACCUGUGAUGCUAAAAGCUGCCACCACCAGAGUACUACUAGUCAUGCUUUAAUGCAGCACUAUAUUCUGGUUCAUGGUUGCUCUUCAGAGGAGGUGAACCAGAUGGAGGUGUUUCAAUCUCAAACAUUGAAGCCUUUCAAAGCACUUGAUGAUAACGUUAAAGAUUCUGUCUUGGAGAAGGAUCAACCUCAAACUGAGUUCCAUGUGCAGCCCACAACCAAACCUUACACCUGUGAAGCUAACAAUUGCCACUACCAGAGUGUGACUAGUUGUGCUUUAUUACAGCACUAUAUUAAGAUCCACCACUACUCUGAGAAAGAGGUUAAAGAGAUGGAGGUUUUUCAGUCUCAAACAUUCAGGCCCUUCCAGUGCCAUCUCUGCUCCAAGUGCUACAAAAACAAAAUACAGUUGAGGAUCCAUUAUAGACGGAUGCAUUGCAUAAAUGAAGCAGUUGUUGAAGAGAUGAGUUGCUCUUCUAAAAAGAAGCUGGCCGAUGAGGAGCCUGUUUUGUCCACAUCCAAAAUAAAAAAGAGAAAGCAGUCACAAUCAUCAAAGGUGGAUGAGGUUAAAUCCCAAAGAAGAGAUGCGUGCAACUGGCAACAGCGAUGCCAAAAAAGAGAUUAUCGAUUGUGGACAAGGACACUAGAUAGGGAAAAUGGCAAAGUUAAAGCUGAAGAGAAAAGGCAGACCAGCAAAAAUGUAUCAUCACUGCAGCAGGUCGCUAAUGUGAACAAUUCAACGGAUGAUGGUAAGGGAAGCCACCGCUUGGUUGCAAAAGGGAACCUGAGCUACAUCCUCGGCAAAUGCAACAAAGCUUUUCCCUGCAUGCACACAAACUGCAAUGCUGCCUUCAGCAAUCAGAAAGGCCUCAAUGGCCACCUUCAGUUUAUACAUCACUAUAACCGCUCACAGUUGGGCUUCUCAUGUGCACACAAAGGAUGUGAUAAGCAAUUUAACCAUUAUUCUAGUCUUACUAGACACAACCGCCAAGUGCACAACCUUACCAGUAAGACAACUUCAAAAACAUCCUGCAGUGGGAAUACUAAGAACAUAAAAAGACAGACAGCCACAUUGGAAGAGCCCAUACCAAGGUUUAAGUGUACCUAUGCUAACUGUAAUGAAUCAUACCAUCUCAAAAGCAGCCUCUUGCGGCACACUAGUCAGUUUCACCGGAACCAGCCUCCCUCAAAUCCAGUUGCCUCUGCUGUGAACGGUGAGUUUAACACAAGCUAUAAAAAUCAUGUGUUACAUAGGCACUGUGAUCCCUCUGAUUCUCUUGUGGUGCGGCUUCAGAGUACACCUAAAAAAGAGUCAAAUAGUGGAUGCCAAACUAAGCUGAUCAUCUCACCCUCCUCUCAAUCAUCAAAAGUCUCUCCAAAGCGAACUCUCAAGCAGUCUUUAAGAUUCUCUCGCAAGGGCCAGGAACUUGCUCAGUCUGAGGAGAACUUUGAGUCGAUUGAAGAAACAACAGAGUUUGUCUUCCGAACACAUGAGGAGGCUUUGCAGAUGUGCCAAGAUCGCUGCCUGCCAGUGGCCUUCCCUUGCAUGGUACAGAACUGUGACUCUGUGGUUACAACUAAGCGUAGUUUGAAGCGACAUUACAUGUGUUGUCACAAAGUUGCAUGCAAACAGUUGGCUGAUUAUAUGGACCAGUUGUUUUACACUACUGAAAAACUUGAGGAGAUUAUACAAAAGAAAUCUGCUGUUUCUGCUACAUCUGAUUUAACACGGAUUCCAAAUGGUGUCCUAAAAAUGGAGUACCAAGCAGAGCCUUCGACCCCAGGUGGCCCAUCACUGCCAAUGAGCCUCCAUUCUAUUAAAACUGAGUCAAAGGGGCAGGAAGUGAUUCAUUCUUUUGAAUCAGAGUUUUCAGGGGAGUCACACCAUGACAGCAAUUUGCUUAUUGCCGCAGAUGAUUUGCUCUAUGGGGAAUCAAGUGGGCAACCUGAAGAGCCUAUUUCUGAGGAGGGUCAAACCCACGAGAAGAGGUCAAGCGCACCUCCCCUUAUUCGUCCCCCACCAUUGGACCUCUCGCCACCCUCUACCCUCAGAAUAGCUUUUGAUGAAAGUACAUUUGAACCCUCCGUUAGAGACAGUUAUAGUAAAUCCAUUAACAUUCCUUCCUCUGUUUCCAUAUCAGCUCUGACCACAACCCGGCAACCUCUCAGACGGAAGAAUGAACUCUCUGAAGCACCAACCCUAGUCUCUCAUUCACCAAUCUCAAAGGAUCCUCGAACACACAGUCUAGUCCCACGAGCUUUUGACAUCGCAACUUACAAACCAAUUGGCUUUGAGUCAUCAUUCUUGAAGUUCAUUAAGGAGAAGGAAGAAGAGGUUAAAUAUGACAAGCAGUGGACUGCAGUAGUAACUAAUCCUUGUCUCAAGCCAGAUCUACCUCGUCGGCGAGAUAGUUUACGACGCAAUUGCUCAGUUAAAGAGAACAAUGAGAGAGGAGCCACAAUCUCUCGAAGCCGCAGGUCUCGAUCAUCACCUUUGAGGCAUUUGAUCUCUAAAGAAGAGUGUACCUCAAUCCAGAAUCUCCGGCUCAUUAUGGAGAGGGCUUUAAGGGGGUUUGGAGACCAAGCUAUAAAACAGCUGCAGUUCUUGAAGCCUGUGGUGGUUCUAGAGAGGCCCAAGUCCUCUGCCUCCAUUCUUGAUCUUUUACCCUCUGAAACAAAAGCUUAAGCUUCUACAUUGCUCUUAAGGCAGUUAAACGCUAGCCCACUUUUUUUUUUUAUUUGAAAGACUUUCAUAGUAUUUUUUUAUAUCAUGGAUUCAUUUUUUUUUUUUUUUUCUGGUGCCAGGGUUAGGCACCUUCUUUAAGUUGUGGCUGUUAAUAUGUGUGUAUAUAAGGUUGAAUGAAAAAAUAAAAAAGUAAAAAGCUUAUUAAAUUUUGAACA
This is a messenger RNA of Xyrauchen texanus (razorback sucker), 6452 nucleotides long. Its product is annotated as zinc finger protein Rlf-like. Gene Ontology annotation, cellular component: nucleus. Lineage: Eukaryota; Metazoa; Chordata; Actinopteri; Cypriniformes; Catostomidae. The record is from RefSeq and is a predicted model, not a curated record. The transcript is spliced from 8 exons. Gene Ontology annotation, molecular function: DNA binding; DNA-binding transcription factor activity, RNA polymerase II-specific. Gene Ontology annotation, biological process: regulation of transcription by RNA polymerase II. The coding region runs from base 25 to 6237 and encodes 2070 amino acids.